AUGAGGGAAGAAGUUGAAAAAUUCGACUUUGAAAAAGUGAUCGAAGAAUUCGAGAGAAUAACAAAGGAUGCUGGGAAUGUUCAAAAGGAAACACUGAGAAGGAUUUUGGAAGAAAAUGCAUCAGCUGAGUAUUUGCAGGAUUUAGGACUGAAUGGAAGAACUGAUCCUGAAAGUUUCAAGGCUUGUGUUCCAUUGGUCACAUACAAGGAUUUGGAACCAUAUAUCAAUAGAUUGGUCGAUGAUGUUUCUCCUAUCCUUACUGGAAAACCGAUCACUGCGGUGUCUUUAAGUUCUGGAACUAGUCAAGGGAAUCGGAAGUUUAUUCCGUGGAAUGAUGAGUUGUUUACAACCACUGUGCAAAUAUAUCAAACCUCUUUUGCCUAUAGGAACAGAGAUUUUCCUAUUCAAGAUGGCAAGGCUUUGAACUUUAUCUUCAGCAGCAAUGCAACACAGAAGAAAGGGGGUGUGAUGUUAGGAACAGCAACAGCGAAUGUAUUCGGAAAUCCAGGUUACAAGAAUGCAAUGGAAGCACUGAAAGCUCCAAGUUGCAGUCCUUAUGAAGUAAUCUUCAGUCCUGAUUUUCAUCAAUCACUCUACUGUCACCUCUUGUGUGGACUACUUUUCCGAGAAGAAGUUCAAUCGAUUUCAUCAACAUUUGCGCACAGCAUUAUCUAUGCUUUCAGAACAUUUGAACAAGAUUGGGAAGAGCUUGUUAAUGAUAUCAAAGAAGGUGUUCUUAGCAGCAGAAUCACUGUUCCAUCCAUUAGAGAUGCUAUGUCCAAAUUGCUGAAACCAAAUCCUGAACUAGCUAACUUGAUCCACAAGACAUGCUCGGGAUUAAGCAAUUGGUACGGAUUGUUUCCUGUGCUUUUUCCUAAUGUUAAGUAUGUUCAAGGGAUCAUGACAGGUGCGAUGUUGCCCUAUGUGACCAAAUUGAGACAUUAUGCGGGUGAAGUUCCUUUGUUGACUUCGGAGUAUGGUGCUUCUGAAGGCUGGAUUGCGUCAAACGUGAAUCCUAAAGUGCCUCCUGAAUUUGCUACUUAUGCUAUUCUUCCUCAAAUUGCUUACUUCGAAUUCAUUCCAUUGGCACAACUCGAUGGAAGUCAGGUCGAGCUUAAGCCAGUUGGUUUAACUGAUGUGAAGAUUGGCGAGGAGUAUGAGAUUGUUUUCACCAAUCCUGCAGGUUUAUACAGGUAUAAGCUAGGAGAUGUGGUAAAGGUUAUGGGAUUCCAUAACUCAACUCCAGAAAUCAAGUUUAUGCGUCGAAGCAAUCUUUUGCUUACCAUUAACAUUGACAAGAACACUGAAAAUGAUUUACAAUUAUCAGUAGAGACUGCAUCCAAGUUUUUAAUUGAAGAGAAAAUUGAGCUGAUUGACUACACUAGCUACAUAGAUUUAUCCAAAGAGCCCGGACACUAUGUCAUAUUCUGGGAAAUCAGUGGUGAAGCAAGUGAUGACGCGCUUGUUGAGUGUUGCAACUGUUUGGAUGAGUCUUUUAUUGAUCCAGGUUAUGUUACUUCUAGAAAAGUCCAAGGUAUUGAUGCCCUUGAACUCCGAAUUGUAGAGAAAGGAACCUUUCAAAAAAUUCUUGAAAGUCAAGUUGCAAGAGGUGUACCUAUGAGUCAGUUCAAGACCCCUAGGUGUAUUGGUCCUAAAAACACCACAAUGUUGCAAAUUUUGUUGGAAAAUGUUGUCAAGAGCUAUGUUAGUACUGCUUAUAAUUGA
Messenger RNA from Lathyrus sativus (Indian pea), 1725 nucleotides. The record is from the annotation of a GenBank genome assembly. NCBI's taxonomy places the organism in Eukaryota, Viridiplantae, Streptophyta, Magnoliopsida, Fabales, Fabaceae.